Messenger RNA from Cajanus cajan (pigeon pea), 1657 nucleotides. RefSeq names its product GDSL esterase/lipase At3g26430. The record is from RefSeq and is a predicted model, not a curated record. Gene Ontology annotation, molecular function: hydrolase activity, acting on ester bonds. Lineage: Eukaryota; Viridiplantae; Streptophyta; Magnoliopsida; Fabales; Fabaceae.
AGUUGGUGUCAAAAUUUGGAACCCUUUUAUGAGUCUUAAUGGGAAAAUGCAACAGUCCUUUUUGGCUCACAAUCCAAUGCGAUUCCUCUCAUGGAUAGACUCCAAACACAUGAUGUCAACAGUUCACACCACACCCUUUUGGCUCAAAACUCACUCUAUAUAUACUCUUAGGCCUUAGCUUUACCUCAUCCUUUUCAAUUGAGAAGUGUUGUGACAACAACAUGAAUAUGAAUCUAAACACCCUUUUUUGGGGUGUGAUAUUUGUGUUAGUUUGUUCUAUUACAAACUCAUUGGCUUCAAGGCACUGCCAUUUUCCUGCCAUAUUCAACUUUGGGGACUCAAAUUCAGACACUGGAGGCCUUUCUGCUGCCUUUGGACAAGCUGGUCCUCCUCAUGGAGAGUCCUACUUUCAUCACCCUGCAGGCCGUUACUGUGAUGGUCGUCUCAUUGUUGAUUUCAUAGCUAAGAAGCUGGGCCUGCCUUAUUUGAAUGCAUAUCUUGAUUCUGUUGGGUCAAAUUAUAGCCAUGGAGCCAACUUUGCAACUGCUGGAUCCACCAUUAGACCCCAAAACACAACCCUUCAUCAAACUGGUGGUUUCAGCCCUUUCUCUUUGGAUGUUCAAUUCAAUCAAUUCAGUGAUUUCCAGCGCAGGACACAAUCUUUUCGCAAUAAAGGUGGAGUAUAUAAAACAUUGCUACCAAAAGCAGAAGACUUUUCUGGUGCAUUGUACACGUUUGAUAUUGGUCAGAAUGACUUGACUUCUGGUUACUUCCACAACAUGUCCACGGAUCAAGUAAAAGCAUAUGUUCCAGAUGUUUUGGCUCAAUUCAAGACUGUACUCAAGUAUGUGUAUGAUCAUGGAGGAAGGUCAUUUUGGGUUCACAAUACUGGUCCUGUUGGUUGUGUGCCAUACAUCUUGGAUCUUCACCCAGUGAAACCAUCAUUACUGGACAAAGCAGGAUGUGCAACCCCUUAUAAUGAAGUGGCCAAGUUCUUCAACCGUGGAUUGAAAGAAGUUGUGGUUCAACUCAGGAAAGAACUUCCCUUGGCUGCCAUCACCUAUGUUGAUGUCUACUCAGUGAAGUACUCUCUCAUUAGUCAAGCAACGAAGCAUGGUUUUGAGGAGCCUCUGAGAGCAUGUUGUGGGCAUGGUGGGAAGUACAACUACAACUUACACAUUGGAUGUGGUGCCAAGAUUAAGGUUCAUGGCAAAGAGAUUCUGAUUGGAAAGCCAUGCAAGGAUCCUUCUGUUAGGAUUAAUUGGGAUGGUGUUCAUUUCACUCAGGCUGCAAACAAAUGGGUGUUUGAUCAUAUUGUAGAUGGUUCAUUUUCUGAUCCACCUAUUCCUUUGAACAUGGCUUGUCAUAAGCAUCUUUAAAUUAAAGGGUGCUAAAACCUUUGUCCUCUUUUUAUCCCUCGUCCUAAUUUUGCGUCUCCCUGAAAAUACUAGAGGUCAAGAAACAGCAAAGUUUACACCUCUAUCACUUGAGAGAAUUUUCCUAGUUGAUUGAUUCUAUUGGAGGAAUAAAAUUGAGAACAGAGGAUUUGAGUCAUGCAUGGAAAAGAGGAGUUAGUUCCCAUGUAAUAAUCAUCACUGAUUGCAGAUGUUUAUUACUGAAUAAUGAAGCUUGAAUUGUUUGGUUAUGCUUAUGUUUA